GUCAGUUUAACCGUCGCUCACCUCUUCUUCUUUCUUCUUCUUCUUCUCUUGUUCCAGUUUCAAAAAUUACAUCACACACCCCCAAAUGGCAAUGGCUACGCAUUUCAGCUUCCCUGUAAACUACGUUCUAUCGGAAGCCUCUCGAGGAAGAGGAAGGUUCGAUCGGAAGCUGGUGAGAGCAGCAGUAGCCUCGGGAGAUUCUUCCGUAGCUCCGGCGAUUACGGAAGAGGCAAAAGUGAAACUAGGUGGCUCGGAUCUGAAGGUGACGAAGCUUGGCAUCGGAGUGUGGUCAUGGGGUGAUAACAGUUACUGGAAUGAUUUCCAGUGGGAUGACAGGAAACUGAAGGCUGCCAAAGGUGCUUUCGAUGGCAGUCUUGACAACGGUAUAGAUUUUUUCGAUACUGCUGAAGUUUACGGUUCCAAGUUUUCCUUGGGUGCUAUUAGCUCUGAAACUCUUCUAGGAAGGUUCAUCAAGGAGAGGAAAGAGAGGUAUCCCGGAGCUGAGGUUUCAGUUGCAACCAAGUAUGCUGCUUUGCCUUGGCGUUUGGGUCGUGAGAGUGUUAUCUCUGCCCUUAAAGAUUCCCUUUCCCGGCUUGAGCUUUCUUCUGUGGAUCUCUAUCAACUCCAUUGGCCAGGAUUAUGGGGAAAUGAAGGAUAUCUGGAUGGUCUUGGGGAUGCUGUUGAGCAAGGACUUGUGAAGGCUGUUGGUGUUUCUAACUACAGUGAGAAGCGGCUACGUGAUGCUUAUGAGAGACUGAAAAAGAGAGGAAUCCCUCUGGCCUCAAAUCAAGUUAACUACAGUUUGAUAUACAGAGCUCCAGAGCAGACUGGUGUGAAGGCUGCCUGUGAUGAGCUUGGAGUCACUUUGAUUGCAUAUUCCCCCAUUGCUCAAGGUGCUCUAACUGGUAAAUACACCCCAGAGAACCCACCUUCAGGUCCUCGGGGUCGCAUUUAUACUCGUGAAUUUUUAACAAAGCUUCAACCCCUGCUUAAUAGAAUCAAACAAAUAGGCGAAAUCUACACCAAAACUCCCACACAGGUAGCAUUGAACUGGUUGGUGGCACAAGGGAACGUGAUACCGAUCCCAGGAGCCAAGAAUGCGGAACAAGCCAAAGAGUUUGCGGGAGCUAUAGGUUGGAGUCUGACAGACGAUGAAGUGGCUGAGCUACGGUCUCUGGCCUCUGAGAUUAACCCCGUCGUUGGUUUCCCUGUUGAGUAUCUCUGAACUCUUGUUUGUACCAUUUGUAAAGCUAAAAAGUCAUACAAUACAAACUAAAAGUGGCAUAUAGAUGACGGUAAGUGUUGUCAAAGAUGUAUACAAAUAAAUUAUCGUUA
This is a messenger RNA of Raphanus sativus (radish), 1335 nucleotides long. RefSeq lists its product as uncharacterized. The record is from RefSeq and is a predicted model, not a curated record. Gene Ontology annotation, cellular component: cytoplasm. The transcript is spliced from 10 exons. The coding region runs from base 86 to 1225 and encodes 379 amino acids. NCBI's taxonomy places the organism in Eukaryota, Viridiplantae, Streptophyta, Magnoliopsida, Brassicales, Brassicaceae.